This is a messenger RNA of Humulus lupulus (European hop), 1352 nucleotides long. RefSeq names its product peroxidase 12-like. Gene Ontology annotation, biological process: hydrogen peroxide catabolic process; response to oxidative stress. Gene Ontology annotation, molecular function: heme binding; peroxidase activity. The record is from RefSeq and is a predicted model, not a curated record. Bases 49 to 1122 code for a protein of 357 amino acids. The transcript has 3 exons. NCBI's taxonomy places the organism in Eukaryota, Viridiplantae, Streptophyta, Magnoliopsida, Rosales, Cannabaceae.
ACUACGUUAUUUUCACAUCCAAAAACAAAACACUCCAAACCAAAAACCAUGGCUGGUUCUUCUACUAAGCUGGUUUUGAUCUCUUCUCUCCUGGUAGUUGCUUCCUACUUUAGUGUGUCUGCAACUGCUGAAGGCCCAGCCGAGAAGAGUGUUCCUCUAACCAAGGGCCUCUCAUGGCAGUUCUACGCACAAUCAUGCCCUAAAGCUGAGUCCAUUGUAAGGAAAGAACUCAAGAAAAUCUUCAAAGCUGACAUUGCCCAAGCUGCCGGCUUGCUUCGCCUCCAUUUCCACGAUUGCUUUGUUCAGGGAUGUGAUGGUUCGGUAUUGUUGGAUGGGUCAGCGAGUGGACCGAGUGAGAAGGACGCACCACCUAACCUGACCUUGAGAGCCACGGCCUUCAAGAUCAUCAAUGACCUCCGAGCCCUACUCCACAACAAGUGUGGAAGAGUCGUCUCUUGCUCUGAUAUCACCGCUCUUGCUGCUCGUGACGCUGUUUUCCUGUCCGGUGGUCCUGAUUACGCCGUGCCUCUUGGAAGAAAGGACGGCCUAGCAUUUGCAACAGAGGCAGUAACCCUAGCCAACCUUCCACCGCCGUCCAGCAGUGCCGAAUUUAUCGUUAACACGCUCGCCACCAACCAAAAGCUCGACCCCACCGAUGUCGUUGCCCUCUCAGGUGGCCACACCAUCGGCAUUGCCCACUGCAACUCUUUCGGAGAUCGUCUCUACCCUACCCAGGACCCUGUCAUGGACAAAACCUUCGCCCAGAACCUCAAGGCUAUCUGCCCUACUGCAAACACCGACGCUUUCACCUUCCAAGAUCUCCGAACCCCCAACAUCUUUGACAACAAGUACUACGUCGAUCUCAUGAACCGCCAGGGACUUUUCAUGUCCGACCAAGAUCUGUACAGCUACAGCAAGACUAAGGAGAUUGUGAAGAGCUUCGCUGUCGAUCAAUCUCUGUUUUUCAACAAGUUUGUGAUCGCCAUGACGAAGAUGGGGCAGCUCAAUGUGUUGACCGGUAACCAAGGAGAGAUUAGGGUGAACUGCUCUGCUAGGAACCCUCAGAAGAAGGCUUUCUUGGCAUCUGUGGUUGAGAAUGGUGAAAUCAUGACGGACUUUUAAGGGGAGUUUUUGGCCUUUGAGAUAUGCAUAUCACAUGUUUGUGAAAAUGACUUAGUUGUUUUUUCACAUAUAUGUAUUUAUGUUAGCCGCGUGUUUGUGUAUCAUCAUCACUAACGUUUGUAAACCCUACUUAGUUUGUUUUGUUGUGUGUUAACUCUUUAAUUUUGGUGUAUUUAUUUACCUCUAUCGAUAUUCCGUGGUAAUAGAAAUAAAAUUUUCGUUUGAGGAUA